Messenger RNA from Dunckerocampus dactyliophorus (ringed pipefish), 6698 nucleotides. RefSeq names its product vascular endothelial growth factor C-like. Gene Ontology annotation, cellular component: membrane. The transcript has 7 exons. The record is from RefSeq and is a predicted model, not a curated record. The coding region runs from base 1157 to 2422 and encodes 421 amino acids. NCBI's taxonomy places the organism in Eukaryota, Metazoa, Chordata, Actinopteri, Syngnathiformes, Syngnathidae. Gene Ontology annotation, biological process: response to hypoxia; vascular endothelial growth factor signaling pathway; sprouting angiogenesis. Gene Ontology annotation, molecular function: growth factor activity; chemoattractant activity; vascular endothelial growth factor receptor 3 binding.
GGGUGGGGCAGGCUGGGGGGUGUAAGAUAAUAACUCAAAGUCGGGUUUCUGCUGAUCACCUUCCCUCCUCCUCCCGUGACAUGAAUGCCCUCAGCCUUGGGGCACUGGUGGAAGUAUGCAAAGCUUGACCUUGGGGCACUGGUGGAAGUAUGCAAAGCUUGACCUUGGGCACUAAAAGCACGGUGGAGAGAAGACAUGCACGGCAGGAAAAAGGUGUCAUUUCAUUUUUCAUUGGUGGGAGAAGCGCAUCAGAAUGAUGUAAAGCAGAAACGGCUAAUAGCCAAUAAAAAGGCACUUGGAACCAGAGGUGGACACGCACUCCUCGGCUCGGAGGUGAGAAACGUGUGAAGGUCAGGGAUGAGGAAUGUGGAGUAAAAACAGUCGAUGGCAUGAAGAAAGAAAACCUUUUUCUGUGAAAAAAGGAAAAGAACGAGUGCCAGUAUAACCAGUUACCGUGCAUAAAUCAUCCCCCAGAUUCUGGGCUCCACCCACCAGCUCCAAGCUUCCAUUCUGGUGUUCUGUCUCCUUUACUCCACCAGGACGUUUGCCUGCAGCCGCACUUCUUGCUCACAUGAGAGUUUCCCACCCUGCAAAAACCCGCCUGGCCUUGCCAUCCGCAUUUUUGACGGGAUUUUGGAACUCAAUCUUAUUCGUUCUCUAUUUAACUCUCCAGGAUUCUCGGCGUGUUGAUUUGCGAGUCACGUUUGAAGGUUUUCUGCCCUGAAGGUUUCUUGGGGAAGAGACGGAUCGUCUGAGCAGCAGACAAGAGGGAGGGAAGAGCGCCACUGCCGUGAGAGGAGAGAAGAAAAAUAAAGAGAUAAAGGAGGCAAGUGUGAAGGGCGAGGAGAAGCGGAAAAGAAGGGGGCCACCUCGCCUGACAUCCCACCUGAGAGACACAUGCGGCGAGACCAGACGUCACACAUCCUCUGAGGUGACGCACACCGACAAAGGAGGCGCGCCGUGACCCAGGGUAGACCUUUCCCUCCAUCAUGCUGGAUUCAACCGGCUACCCAGAUUCUAACAACCUGCACCGGAAGAGCAACUUUGUCCCCGGCUAGAAAUGACCACCGGACCCAAUCUGAGCCUGUGACCGACCUCCAUCUCCUCCUUCCUCCUCCUCCACUCUUACUUUCACUUCAUCCACCUCCUCCUCACUAUGUUGAUACCCGCCGUGCUCGUAUGGAUCCUUAACGUCAGCGGCUGGUGCUCAGGACAAGACUACAUGGGCGACUACCCGACCAAGGACCUGGGAACCCAGGCGCCGGUGUUGCCAGACGACCAGACCAGUCUCCAGAGCGUGACGAGUGUGGAUCAGCUGCUGCAGCUUCUCUACCCGGGAUUCCACCUGCUUCAUCACUGCCUGAGGAAGAAGUCGUGGCCCGGCGCUUCCUCCUCGGCGAGGCCGGCCGUGCAUCCUCACCGUGACAACCAGUGGGUGCAGCUGAGGGAAGACGCCCUCUACAAGGUGGACGGCACUCUCGGAGUCAUCCUAGAAGAGAUCCAGCACACCUCGUGCCAGCCCAGAGAGGUGUGCGUCGAGGUCACCAAAGAGUACCCAGAGUCCACCAGUCAGUUCUACCUGCCCCGCUGCGUGGCGCUGCACCGCUGUGGGGGGUGCUGCACCAACGAAGCCUUUUACUGCGCAAACACCAGCCAGGCGCUGGUCAACAAGACGGUGAGUGCGAGCACGCCUGCGCCUGAAAUCACAUCCACGCUUACCGCCUUUCCACCCUGCCAGCUGAUGGAGCUGUCGCCGCCCAGGAUGGAGCGCUCCGUUGUCAUGGUAACCUUCGUCAACCACACGGCGUGCGAAUGCCUCCCCAAGCGGCCGCUGCACUCCAUCAUUCGACGAGCCGCGACAGAUCACCUGUGUUCCCCCCCCGCCGUCCCCUGUGUUUCAGGGUACUUGUGGGACCCGGUGAACUGCAUGUGUGUCUCUGCUGACGCCAUUAACUACUCUGUAAAAGACACGGAGGCUCUGGACUCGGGGCUGCUGGCUCUCUGCGGCCCAAACAGGGUUCUGAAGGAGUCCAGCUGCGAGUGCAUCUGUCGAAACGGGCUCACCGAGGCCAGCUGCGGUCCAGGCUGGAAACUGGACCACAACACAUGCGCAUGUCAGUGUGAAGGUCAAGGUGAGGGGAAGUGGUGCCCCCUCGGCCAGCGCUGGGACGAGGACCUGUGCGGCUGCGUGUGCGCCGCACAGUGUCCUGGGAAUCAACCCCUCAACCCGGACACCUGCCUGUGUCAGUGCAGGGAGAGUCCGCAGUCGUGUCUGCGGCAGGGCAAGAGGUUCAACCCCAACACCUGCAGCUGCUACAGGCUACCUUGCAGGACGCCCAGACGGGCGUGCCUGGCAGGCUUUUACUACAGCCACCAAGUCUGCCAGUGUAUCCCCAACUACAUGAAGCCUGAGUGGAAUUAGCCAAUUGCAGAGCAGGAGGAGUGGACGUCUGCGGAGCGCGAGAGAGAGAGCCCUGAAACCUUGGGAAACUUGUGGCUUGAUACAAGAACGAGACAAGGAGGUGGAGCAUCACAACAAACGAGCACUUACCGGAUUACGACACAACUGACGACGCUUCCAAAACAAUGUUUUGUCCCGUGGGCGGACGCGGUAAGAAGAGGAAACCAGAUACGCCACUUACUCAUGCGGCCUCUCGUCCAAUCGCGCCUCGCAGAAACGUCAGCAGGACCCUACGGACCAAUCGGCUUUCCCGGCCGGCACCGAUACCUGCUGUGACGUGCAGGAGCUAGCGCGCCCUCGAUGCUCUCCUUGAAAUGGAAAGUGGAAGAAGAUAAGGACAGAGCAGCCUGAAGAGGAAGUGAGCUCAAGGCAACGCCGAGCUGGGAGAUGCAAGCGUUUGGCCUCGCAGAGACGAACGAACAUGACGGCAGAGAAUCAUGAUUGUAGGAGCUGUCAUCCGUCUCGUUUAGAAUCACAUUAAAUGCUCAUCCACCCCAAACAUGUAGGAUACUUUCUGCUGUAGUACUCUUAACUUCAAUUGUAAGCAAUAUUACAUAUCAAUAUCACACUUCUCCAGAUGGAAAACAUUGCAAUUUUCACAAAUACUGGAUUUAAUCCUUAAACACGACUCACCUUUGAACAAUUCCCCCACGUUGAGUGGGGGACACUGCGAAAUGGAAGGGCUUCAGUCAGGGGUGUCCAAACUUCGGCCCACGGCAUGUUUUAAAAAUAUCAUUUAAGAAAAAAUCAGCAAGAAUAAAGUUAAAAAAUCAAGAGAAAAAAGUCAUCAGUUUUCAAGAAUAAUGUAAUAUUAUGAGGGAAAAUGUCAUUUCAGUAGCAGAGAGUUAAAAUAUUAAAGCGAAAGUUGUCACCACAAAUUAAGUGUCAAAAUAUUAUGGGAAUAAAUUCAUAAUUACAAGAAGAAACAGAUUUAUGUCAUUUUAUGAGAAUAAAGGCAAAGCAUUGCCCUGCCAUUGGCUGGCGACCAGUCCAGGGUGUACCCCGCCUGUCAGCUGGGAUAGGCCCCAGCAUACCCCCGCGACCCUAAUGAGGAGAAGCGGCAUAGAAAAUGGAUGGAUGGAUAAAGGCAAAACAUUAAGAGGAAAAAGUUGUAAGCUAAUGACAAAAAGUUGUUUUUCAAGAAUUAUGCAAUAUUAUGAGGAAAAAUUCAUAGUUAGAAAAAUAGAAUAGAAAGAAGAAUUUUUUUAAUUUAUUUAUUUAAUAAAAAAAAAAAAAAAGCUGUAAUACCAAGAGAAAAACAAAACCAUGAAUGAAAUUGUCAUUUUUUUUUUAUAAAUUAGGUUGUGGAAAAAGUUAAUAAAGUCAAAAUAUUACAGGAAUAAAUUCAUAAUUACAAGAAAAACGUAAUUUAAUGAGCAUAAAGUCAAAAUAAUAACAGAAAAAAGUUGUAAUCGAGGGAGAAAAAGUCAGCAUUUUUCAAGAAUAAUGUAAUAUUAGGAAAAAUGACAUUUCAAUUGAGGAAAGUUGAAAUAUUAAAUAAUUUUUUAAAGCUAUAAUAUGAAAAAAACAAACACGAACAAAGUUGUCAUUUUUAGAAAAUUGUAAUGUUGUGAGAAUAAAGUCAAAAUAUUAUGGGAAUAAAUUCAUGAUUACAAGAAAAGAAUUACAAGAAGAAAGUUGAAAUACUUGGAAAAUUCAAAAAACAACAGUAGCAGAAAAUGAAAAAAAAACAUGAUUUUAUUAGAAUACAGUGUUCCUUCACUUAUUGUGGGGAUUAGGUUCCCACACUAGCCUGCAAUAAGUGACAUCCGCAAAGCAGCCAACCUUGUUCCCAAUGAUUCCAUAUGUUUUAAGACUGUAAAAGCCCUCACCAUACACUCUCAAAGUUCACAUUUCGUUUGAAUUUUAAUUACCAGCCUACAAGAAAUGAUUAAGUACAUCGUAUCGUAUUUAACGUUUUUGUAUCUUUGUUAAAAUAUAUUGCUCCUACCGUCGUAUUUUCCUCCUGCUAGUACCAAAGAUUCAUUCAGCCAGUUAGCUUCUUUUUCUGUGGUUUAUUGGCGGUUAGCAGGCAGCUCACACAGUUUGCUAACCACCAUUGACCACAACAGGAAAAGGCAAGAGGAUGGAUUGACAAUGGUCAACAUCCAAUCAUGACACAGAACAAAAUGGACGGGUUCUCCCUUAGCCUAUAAAAACUGCUGUGGCCACAGACGCGCGUUUGUCCGCUGCUGCGAUACCUCAACAUCGCCACCGUAUUGGAUGUGUCAAGCUGCGCUGUAAAUGAAUACGAGUAAAUGUACUUUACACUUGUGUCUGAAUGUAUAAACGAGAGUAAUGAACUUAAAUGUCUUUGUGGAAAGGCGCUUUAUGAAAGUACAUUUACUUGUAUUGAUAUACAGCCUUAACACAUCCAAUAUGGCGGCGACGUGGACGUGCGGCUCAGCGUGUGACAUCGGCGUCUAUGUCAAUGAUUGUGGCUUUAUAUACUGCUCAAAAAAAAUUAGAGGAACACUUCAAAAACACAUCAGAUCUAAACUGGGGGAAAAAUUAUGUUGAAUAUCUUUCCUGAUAAUAAGUGGGUGAUGUAUUAGUAACAAAAUGAUGCCACAUCAUUUGAUAGAAAUGAAAAUGAUCACCCUAUAGAGGGGGAAAUCAAAGACACCCCAAAAAUGAAAGUGAAAAAAUGAUGCAGCACACUGGUCCAUUUAGCUAAAAUGUCAUUGUAGCAACUCAAAAUGAUUCUCAGUAGUUUGUGUGGCCCCCACGUGCUUGUAUGCAUGCCUGACAACGUCGGGGCAUGCUCCUAAUGAGACUACGGAUUGUGUCCUGGGGGAUCUCCUCUCAGAUCUGGACCAGGGCAUCAAUGAGCUCCUGGACAGUCUGAGGAGCAACCUGGCGGCGCCGGAUGGACCUAAACAUAAUGUCCCAGAGGUGUUCUAUUGGGUUUAGGUUAGGUGAACGUGGGGGCCAGUCAAUGGUAUCAAUUCCUUCAUCCUCCAGGAACUACCUGCAUACACUAGCCACAUGAGGUCGGGCAUUGUCGUGGACCAGGAGGAACCCAGGUCCCACUGCACCAGCGUAGGUUCUGACAAUGGGUCCAAGGAUUUCAUCCCAAUACCUAAUAGCAGUCAGGGUGCCGUUAUCUAACCUGUAGAGGUCUGUGCGUCCUUCCAGGGAUAUGCCUCCCCAGACCAUCACUGACCCACCACCAAACCGGUCAUGCUGAAUGAUGUUGCAGGCAGCAUAACGUUCUCCACGGCAUCUCCAGACCCUUUCACGUCUGUCGCAUGUGCUCAGGUUGAACUUGCUCUCAUCAGGGAAGAGCACAGGGCACCAGUGGUGUAGUUGCCAAUUCUGGUGGUCUAUGGCAAAUGCCAAUGGAGCUCUACGGUGCUGGGCAGUGAGCACAGGGCCCACUACAGGACGUCGGGCCCUCAGGCCACCCUCAUGGAGCCUGUUUCUGAUUGUUUGGUCAGAAACACGCCUUCAACAUAAGUAUACAACACCCUCUACUGGUCGCAGUAGUAAAUACAAUAACGCACUCAGAGUACCCAUAGAUCGCUCAAAUGCAUAGACGAACAACACAAUGCGCGUUUAUACCGUUUUAAUAAAAAUAUACAAAAUUGCACUUAAAAAACCCCAGUGAAACAGCGAAUUGGCAAGGGAACACUGUACAUACUGUAUGACGUACCUUCUUAGCAUGCAUACCUACCUGGGCUGGCUUAUCACAUGUGCACGCUUUCAUUUUUCAUUGUGUGGCCCUCAGUGAAGAAAGUCUGGACACCCCUGGCUUGAUGAAGUCCACCACCAGACCGUCAUUAUGCUCUUUAUACUCUUCAUCAAUAUUGAAGUCAUAUUACUUUCUGAAGUACCUUUUUUAAAAGCUUCAAUGAAAUGAUCUGCUGCUGCUUUAUAAUUAAAUCAUAAGCACUACCCCACCCCCGUUUAAUGUGUGUGCUGCCAUGCAGAGACAUGCAGUGACUGUCAUGAAAGAAAUGAAUAGAAAAUAAAGAGACAAGAAAUACACUGUACGCUAGUGGCAACAGAAAGCCCGAGAGCUUCAAUAAAAUGUGAAAUAAGUUUUAAUUUCUCUCCAAGAACAAAUAUAAACCAAGUUUCAACAGCCCCUUAUUUUAGCAAUUGAAACUCUCCUAAUAUUUACAAUAUAGAAAAUGAAAUAAAUAUCACCCGCUUCCUGCAGACAGAUCAAACUGUGGUACUCUGCGGCUGCAAUGUAUCUUUGCACCAAGAGAGACAUGUGUCCAUCUUGGAC